CGGAACGGAUCCGGUUCACAAAAAUGGACAAAACCGCGAAACGCCAUCGGGUGCCUCCGGAUUCAACGAGCUCGCAGCAAUGCAUUGAACAACCCAAUUUAAGCAUUAACGACCUUGUGGAGGUGACGAAACAGUCGACGGGCGUAGCGGAAGGGGCGGUGUGGAUGAUCCACAAAAUCACAGCCACCGUCAUAAAAGUCCGCAUCGGGGGAGACUUGGUAGCUGUACCGCCAUCUAACUUGGCAUUGUACCAUGCGACCAAGUCUCUCCUGAUGCACGGGACCUCUACCCGCUACCCGGGCUACAGGGAAUGCGAGCGGUGCCGCUGCGUGCUCGAGAACCCCAGGUUAUACACAAACCACAUACGCAAGUACAACCUCCUGGACUGCGCCCUGCUGCCACUGUGCGCAGGGUGCCUCAAAGAGCAGACGGGAAACUCAAGUCAUGGGAAUUUCUGCGACAACAUCGGGUUUAGCAGGCUAAACCGGGUUUGUUUUUUGUGUAACAAAAACUAA
Molecule: messenger RNA, 515 nt
Organism: Culex quinquefasciatus (southern house mosquito)
Lineage: Eukaryota; Metazoa; Arthropoda; Insecta; Diptera; Culicidae
Exons: 3
Coding region: 24-515 (163 amino acids)
Source: RefSeq, a predicted model, not a curated record